AUGGAUCGCCGAUAUUCCAGAGAAGAGAAGGGUAAGGACAUCGUUCGUUCGCAUCAUUGGAUCCGUGAGCCUCCCAUCAAACUCCCUGAUGAAGCAAACCCCGCACUCAUUGAAGCCAACAAGCUUACGCUCAUCGGUAGGGUGUUGAAUCCCGCUAUACAAAAACAAAAAAAUCUGGUUUCGUUUAUGCCGCAGGUAUGGCGAAUGGAAGAUAGGAUCACCGGCAGAGAUUUGGGACCGGAGAAGUUCCAGUUUAAACUCAAAACCGAAGCUGACCUUCAAGCUGUUCUUAGCGAAGCCCCCUUUAACUUUAAGAGGUGGAUGUUUGUGUUGCAGCGAUGGGAACCUAUUAUAUCAGAGGCCUUUCCCUCAAAAAUCCCUUUCUGGGUCAGAGUGCAUGGAAUACCGUCACAUUGCUGUACUGAAAACAAUCUAAAGGCCAUUGGUAAUGUUCUUGGAACCUAUGACAAUCACGAUAUAGAAGAUGCUGCUGUUCGUGUGUAUGUUAAUGGCCUCAAACCGCUGAUUCAGCGCAAAUCGAUACAAUUCUCUUCUGGCGUGGAAGUAUCUGUGAUCUUUGAGUACACACGGCUAGAGAAACACUGUUUCAUAUGUAUGUCUAUGUCGCAUGAAAAGGAGGAUUGCCCUCAAGCGAACAAGAGCUCAAUCCGCGAGUCCCCAAACAGCCACAUUAACAAUCAGCAAACUUUGCAGCGACUGGAAGCAGAUCGACAGAGGAAGGAAGAUCGAAAAGCUCUCCCUGCUCUCACCUCCUCAGACAGAGCAAAACAAAGAGUUGACAGAUCUGCGGAGCCUAGAUAUGGACCCAGUCAUCUGUGA
Messenger RNA from Eutrema salsugineum, 840 nucleotides. RefSeq lists its product as uncharacterized. The coding region runs from base 1 to 840 and encodes 279 amino acids. NCBI's taxonomy places the organism in Eukaryota, Viridiplantae, Streptophyta, Magnoliopsida, Brassicales, Brassicaceae. The transcript has a single exon. The record is from RefSeq and is a predicted model, not a curated record.